Chaetomium globosum CBS 148.51 is the source of this 1833-nucleotide messenger RNA. RefSeq lists its product as uncharacterized. NCBI's taxonomy places the organism in Eukaryota, Fungi, Ascomycota, Sordariomycetes, Sordariales, Chaetomiaceae. Gene Ontology annotation, biological process: regulation of DNA-templated transcription. Bases 1 to 1833 code for a protein of 610 amino acids. The transcript has 3 exons. The record is from RefSeq and is a predicted model, not a curated record. Gene Ontology annotation, molecular function: zinc ion binding; DNA-binding transcription factor activity, RNA polymerase II-specific.
AUGGCUCAACCCCCCGAAGCUGCCCCGUUGCGACCGCAGUCGUCUCGAGACUCGGCUCCUGCUCAGCCGCGUGUGCAGCCAACAAACCUUGACGCGCUUGUUGAGCAGACGCAUCCUCGCGAUCAGAACCAGCAACCGCACUUGCCACAGCACAAACAACAACUGCAGGAACAACAUCCACACUAUCAUCAACACCAGUAUCAACAACAGAACCAGCAUUACCAGCCACAGCAGGCCCCAUCGGGCACACAUCCGCCUGGAGCACCGCAGUACAGCGACGCGACCAGCAACAGCAACAGCAGCGUUGCUCAUUCCAACGGCAGUCGGGGCAGACGCAGCCCUAGCAUUACCGACGAGAAAUCCAAGGCGGAUGGUACCUUGCCGGUUGACGCCAACCCAGACAAUCACGCGUCGGUUGCAAGAUCCAUAGACCCAGCUUCAGGCGCCCACAGCCCCCUAAACGACACGCAACACAACGGCGGCGCGACAGGACCAGCGGCCCGUCCGGAUAUGUCCAACACACAACCGGGGCCCGGGCCCGCCCGGCAACCGGCAACAUAUGCGAGCCCGCCAACCUAUCCUCAAGCUGGCAUGUCACCUGUUUCGCACUACAUGUACUCGUCACAACCAAUUCCGUCCGACCCUUACCGGCCGAGCCCGACUACUCUCCCGAGCAUGCGAACGCUCGACCACCGGCAGCCACAAGCACAACCGCAACACGGGAUCCCGAUGGGAGCACACAUAGAGACGGAGCCCAGCAAUGCCGGCACCCGCUUCCGCGCAUAUGGGUUACUAUGGCGUCCACCCAUCCCACAUUGCGACGAAGCGCAUCCAACUUGUAACAACUGCAAAAAGUCGAAACGCGAAUGCCUAGGCUACGACCCCAUUUUCAAACCGCAACAAGGCCCUGCAGCAAUCCAACCAGCGCCGAGCACCCAACCCCCAGCACCCCCUCCGGCCUCCGUGCCCGCACCUGCCGUUCCGUCCUCCGGGCCGCAUCCGUACCAAACGUCGUACCCCCCUCCUCUUCCUUCGAAUAUUAUCCCCGAGCCCGCCCCAUCUACGGCCCCGCAAAUCAUCAAGACCGAGCCCAGUUACGACUACUCAACUGCUAUCGAUCCGGCACUGCAAGGGUCCGACAUUUCCGGCACACGGGCACCCCGAUACCACCAGGAACAGCACGGCUACAGGCACGGGCCCAAGGAAUUGGAUAUGAUCUCUUCUGGUCAUCUCGAGUCGUCCGUUGUCUGGGCGCUCGCAUGCCUUCCUCUCUCAAUCCCAUUCACCCCACGCCAGCAACAUCCGGAACCAGCUCCCGCCGAAGACGAACUCGGGGAGGUACGCGGCCGUCUGCAGGUUUUCGAGGCACUCCUGUCGGGCGAAACACUCGCAGUCAACCCUCUCUCGCCGCCCCCUACUAGCAACGUCCACCCAUUGCGAAGAAACGAGCUAGAGUUCUGGUAUCAUCUUGCCCAAUAUCUCCUCCAGGAAAAUGCGUCUUCCUCGCCUGCGGGUGUGUCGAGCAGAGAGCAUUCCUUGGGCGUGAUGAGAGAUCUAUUGGAUGGUCGGGAAAACCGCGAUGUUCUUUACAGCAUCGCGGUACUAAGAGAGUACACAGCGCACUGGGACGCCUCCUACAGCGAGCAAAACGUGCCCUCGCACCUGGAAGAAUCGGAUUCCCGGAGUAAGCUCGCUGUCGCGACAAGGUUCAUUCGAGACGAGUCCAACGUGACUGGCGGAACAACCAACGUGGUCCGCCGAUUCGCCCAGCUUGCUUACUCCGCGUUCGUCCGACCAGGCGCCAAUGUGAAUAGGAAAAAUAACAGGAAAUAA